Messenger RNA from Ziziphus jujuba (common jujube), 1306 nucleotides. Its product is annotated as ras-related protein RABA1f. The transcript is spliced from 2 exons. Gene Ontology annotation, molecular function: GTP binding; GTPase activity. The record is from RefSeq and is a predicted model, not a curated record. NCBI's taxonomy places the organism in Eukaryota, Viridiplantae, Streptophyta, Magnoliopsida, Rosales, Rhamnaceae. Gene Ontology annotation, cellular component: endosome. Bases 241 to 894 code for a protein of 217 amino acids.
AAGAGUAUUAAUUGAUGCAUUUAUUAAAAGCUUUGAAUGUCCCUCCCUCUCAUGUCCUGUAUCCAACUCCGUCCUCUUUAUUUCUCUCUUUUCCUAUCAAAAUGCCAAGAUUUGCUUUGUAUUGUAUAUCAGCAUUUCUUUUUUCUUAAUCGAACCUAAGCCUUGAAAUCCAAACCUCCAAAAACCGCUUUUUUUCUUAUCAUCUUCCUCUUAGAGAUUCAGACUGCAAAGUCUUAACAAAUGGGGGCGUACAGAGCCGACGACGAUUACGAUUACCUGUUCAAGGUCGUUCUGAUAGGUGACUCCGGCGUCGGCAAGUCCAACCUCUUGUCUCGCUUCACCCGCAACGAAUUUAGUCUUGAAUCCAAGUCCACCAUUGGCGUCGAGUUCGCCACUCGCAGUAUACAUGUCGAUGACAAGGUCGUCAAGGCCCAGAUUUGGGACACUGCUGGCCAAGAAAGAUAUCGUGCAAUAACGAGUGCAUACUACAGAGGAGCUGUUGGUGCAUUGCUUGUUUACGAUGUUACUAGGCACGUUACUUUUGAGAAUGUUGAAAGAUGGUUAAAGGAGCUCCGGGAUCACACUGAUUCCAGUAUUGUGAUUAUGCUUGUAGGAAACAAGGCAGACUUGCGGCACUUGCGAGCUGUUUCCACAGAGGAUGCAACAGCGUAUGCAGAGAAAGAGAAUACAUUUUUCAUGGAAACCUCUGCCCUAGAGUCCUUGAAUGUUGAAAAUGCCUUCACUGAAGUGCUCACUCAGAUAUAUCGAGUUGUCAGUAGGAAAGCUCUUGACAUCGGGGAUGACCCAACAACCUUGCCCAAGGGACAGACGAUCAAUGUUGGAUCUAAAGAUGAUGUAUCUGCUGUGAAAAAAGUUGGAUGUUGCUCUUCAUAGUCUGAUGAAAUGAAGAAAGUUGCUGUCAUGAAACUAGUAUCUCCAUUGUUUGAGUGUGAUACAGAGAAACUUUACAUCACCCACAUUUGAUCGAUGAAGCCACAUACUUCGAGACGCUUCAAACGUUUAAUAGAUGCAGUCAACAAACUAAAUUUUAUGGCUUUAUGGCAUACAUACCAUGCUGCAAGACACUCGAAAUGUUGUUGGAAAUUUGCUACAGACCCUGGUUUUGGAUGUAAGAAAUUCUUUUCUGCGUUUGGUGUAAGAUGUGGUUCUUCAUUUAUUUAUUUAUUUUUUUCGGUUCAUGUUCCUUAAAUUAUAUAUAAUUGCUUGCGCAGGUUUCUUUAGUAUUGGAUAAUGGUUGUUUUUAUACUUGAUUAAUCAAUUUAGUGGUUUGGUAUUUAAGCUUUUA